AAGCCAGGGGAUCAGAGUGACUCUUCCAUCCCAACGGUGUAGCAGGGAGACAUCCUUUUGUCAGCUAGUCAACUGUUUUUUGGCGGUGUUUGUUUGCAAAACAACUGGUCACCAUGCCCACUGACGCUCAAAGCGAUGCUCGCUCCUUCCUCACGGAGGAGAUGAUUGCAGAGUUCAAGGCCGCCUUCGACAUGUUUGACACUGAUGGCGGUGGUGACAUCAGCACCAAGGAGCUGGGCACCGUGAUGAGGAUGUUGGGACAAAAUCCAUCCAGGGAGGAGUUAGAUGCCAUCAUUGAGGAAGUGGAUGAGGAUGGCAGCGGUACCAUUGACUUCGAGGAGUUUUUGGUCAUGAUGGUGCAACAGUUAAAGGAGGACCAAGCUGGAAAGAGUGAAGAGGAGCUUUCGGAAUGCUUUCGUAUUUUCGACAAGAACGGUGAUGGAUUUAUCGACCGAGAGGAGUUUGGAGACAUUCUGCACAUGACCGGUGAAGCUGUCACAGAAGAAGACAUUGAUGAGAUGUUUGGCGAAUCUGACAAUAACAAGGAUGGAAAAAUUGAUUUUGAUGAGUUUCUGAAGAUGAUGGAGAAUGUCCAGUGAGGACCACAUUCCCUGGUGACCCUCCUUUAGCUUUAACUAAGCAGAUCACAUAGUUUUGAUUUGUAGAUUUGAUUUGGCAUCAUUUUGAUCAGGGGUUAAAUGCCUUACCUCAUGCUGCACUCAUUGGAAGCCCUCAGGCCUGGCGAGAAAGUCUAAAAAUAUCUGUCCAACCUUUUUAAGACGAAGACACUUUCCCAUAGCUGGUCCUCAGCUGUCUCUUCCUUGGCAGCUGCUGCUCCUCCUGACAUGCUACACCAUGCACAGUAUUCCCUUCAAACCCCCAGACUCCUCUUCUGCACACCUAUUCCGUGCUGUCCUUUGAAAUAAACCAACCUUUCACUCAUGAUUGCUCAAUUAUUGUUGCAUGCCUAUUUGUUUGUGUUGUGUUCAAUAGCAACGCUCAACUCAUUAAAACCUAAGUACUUGUAAAA
Molecule: messenger RNA, 1030 nt
Organism: Corythoichthys intestinalis (scribbled pipefish)
Lineage: Eukaryota; Metazoa; Chordata; Actinopteri; Syngnathiformes; Syngnathidae
Product: troponin C, skeletal muscle
Exons: 6
Coding region: 114-599 (161 amino acids)
Cellular component (GO): myosin II complex
Molecular function (GO): calcium ion binding
Source: RefSeq, a predicted model, not a curated record